AUGCGGUGGACUUUGCAGAUGCCGUCAUGGCUCAGCAUGUGUUCGAAAUGCGAAAUCAACGGUGCGAGAUACCUUGGAGCUAUCCCUGUUCACACCGGGAUUUCCCUAGCACCAGAAACAUUGUUAGGUCCCCUGCAGGAAAUUUUCAGGAUAGCUAUCGAUGCGGGCCCUGACCAACCAGGUGUAACAGAGCGUUGUGUAAUAUGGAUUUGGCAUCAAUCAUACCAAACAUUCACAAGGGCCAAAAAUGCCUCUAUCGCCUUCGUUGGAAAGAUGUCCCAUGAAGUACAUGCAACGCUUCGCUACAGAAUCGGCAAAGAGCAGAAUCACGAGAUGCAAGGGUUCAGAGCUGUUGAUAAACACAGCGACUUACACCACCUAUCCCAUGCCGUCAUACCCACAGAGGUGGACGAUCCUUGGCUCUCAAAAACGGGAUACAGAUGCAAGAGAACAGAUGCCAUGGAAAGUCCCCAAUGGUACACGACAUGCUGUCGUCCUGCGACUGCCGAGAAAAAUGGCCGAAAACAAGGUUGUCCGACGGAAGCAACAAGCCUCUGCCCGACGUCUCACGCCUAA
This is a messenger RNA of Podospora bellae-mahoneyi, 576 nucleotides long. RefSeq lists its product as uncharacterized. The transcript has 2 exons. The record is from RefSeq and is a predicted model, not a curated record. Bases 1 to 576 code for a protein of 191 amino acids. NCBI's taxonomy places the organism in Eukaryota, Fungi, Ascomycota, Sordariomycetes, Sordariales, Podosporaceae.